Molecule: messenger RNA, 3439 nt
Organism: Melozone crissalis (California towhee)
Lineage: Eukaryota; Metazoa; Chordata; Aves; Passeriformes; Passerellidae
Gene: PLEKHA8
Product: pleckstrin homology domain containing A8
Exons: 14
Coding region: 12-1574 (520 amino acids)
Biological process (GO): ceramide transport; intermembrane lipid transfer
Cellular component (GO): membrane; cytoplasm; cytosol
Molecular function (GO): ceramide 1-phosphate transfer activity; ceramide 1-phosphate binding
Source: RefSeq, a predicted model, not a curated record
GGCCGGCCGGCAUGGAGGGGGUCCUGUACAAGUGGACCAACUACCUGAGCGGCUGGCAACCUCGGUGGUUCCUUCUCUGUGGUGGCAUCCUGUCCUAUUAUGACUCUCAGGAAGAUGCCUGGAAGGGCUGUAAGGGAAGCAUCCAAAUGGCUGUUUGUGAAAUUCAAGUUCAUCCUGCAGAUAACACACGAAUGGACCUGAUUAUCCCAGGGGAGCAGUACUUCUAUCUGAAGGCAAGAAAUGCAGUUGAAAGGCAAAAGUGGCUGGUUGCACUUGGAACUGCCAAAGCCUGUCUGACUGACAGCAGGACACAAAAGGAAAAAGAGUUCACUGAAAACACAGAAGCCUUGAAGACCAAAAUGUCUGAACUUAGACUGUACUGUAACCUCCUUGUUCAGCAAGUGCAUAAAACAAAGGAAGCCAGCAUUUCUGGUGUGUCAGAACCAGAGAGUGAGAUUGAUAUGGGAGCUCUGUUGAAAUCAACCUGUGACACUUUCCUGAAGACUCUUGAAGAAUGUAUGCAGAUUGCAAAUACUGCCUUCACUUCUGAGUUACUGCAUCAGACCCCACCUGGAUCCCCAAAUUUAGCAGUUCUCAGAACAAGCAAGGUAAAGCACUCUGUCUUGUCCAGUCACACCUCAACAGAAAGGCAGGUGGAAUUGAGCCCCUGUGAAAAUGGCUGUGUAAAAUCAGAAAUUACCCAUCAAGAGCAAGCAGUUAUUAAAAAUAUGGAAUGUUUAAACUUGGAAACAAAUGAGGGGGCUGGUGAUGUUUAUGUUGACGAUCAUAUAGCAAAGGAUUUGGCAGGCAUUAAAGAUGAUGGAGAGGACAAGCUGCAAGCUGUAGAAGGAUGUGGUGCCCACAAGAUCCUGCAGUCAGAAACAAAUUCUUUAAGUGGAUUGACUCUGUGUGAGGAGGAAAGAAAUGAAAAUGAUUCUCCUACCUUCUUCAGUGUCAUGAGCAAUAGGUUCAGUGAUAUUGAGCUUCGGGAGGAGGAGGGCAUACCAACAGAGGAGUUCCUGGAGUCCUGUUAUGCAAUUGUGCCUGUUCUGGACAAGCUGGGACCAACUGUUUUUGCUCCAGUUAAAAUGGAUUUUGUAGGCAACAUCAAGAAAAUAAACCAGAAAUUUAUAACCAACAAAGAAGAGUUUGAUACCCUUCAGAAGAUUGUGCUCCAUGAAGUGAAUGCAGGUGUAGCACAAGUUAGAAACUCUGCUACAGAGGCUCUCCUGUGGCUGAAAAGAGGUUUAAAGUUCUUGAAAGGAUUUUUGACAGAAGUGAAGAAUGGGGAGAAGAAUAUCCAAACAGCUCUGAACAAUGCUUAUGGAAAGACAUUACGGCAGCACCAUGGUUGGGUUGUCCGCGGGGUCUUCGCUUUAGCUUUAAGGGCAGCUCCAACGUAUGAAGAUUUUGUGGCAGCUCUGUCUGUAGAUGAGUGUGAUCCUCAGGAAGAAACAUUUUACAAAGGAAUGCAGAGGGACCUCAACAUUUACUUACCAGCCAUGGAAAAGCAGCUAAAUAUCUUGGACACUCUCUAUGAAGUACAUGGUUUGGAGUCAGAUGAGGUGGUAUAACUACAGCAAGACCACAUCUUAAAAAUUCAGGGACUGUGUCUGUUAACAAAGAUUCCUUCCAUUUUGAUUUUGGGACAUCAUUUCUGUUCACUGUAUCUUUUCAGGUGGGAAAGGUGUUGAGUGUUUUGGGGGAAGGGUAUGUGUGAUUUUUAUAUUUUCAUUACGCUUGUGUUGCAUUUAAAUGCAGAGGUACUGUCUCUCUUUGGAUCAUAACUAUGUCCGUGGUGAAUGUUUUUGACUGUUUCUCUUCUGCCUGUGCACCUCCUCUUCUCUUCACCUCAUAAAAGUAACAGAGCAGAAUUUGGCCUUUGCUGCUGUACCUAAGGAGAGACCUGCUCAUGCAGCAGAGCUGUUGUGUCACCACUUGGCACCCAGGCAGGUGCUGCUGCCUCUGACUCUCCCAUUCUCUGUGCCCACUCCCUGCCAUGGUGUAGGAGGAUAGUGAGAGUUAUUGUUACCCUGGUAGCAGAAGAGAAGGACAGCUAAACACCAGCUUACAAUGUGGUGAGUUUGUCCCUCAAUUUGGGUUGAAGCUCUUUAAUGCGAAUAAUAUAUUUGCAUGGCAUAGAUAUUUAUUAAAUUAAAUAAACAUUUUGAUCCAAAUAUUACAGAGAUCUUCACCACAGGUGUAUGUGGCUGGUGGUCUGAGUGGCCCCAAGGUCUAGCCUUUGAAACAGGAUGUUGUGUUCUCUGACCAGCUCCCAGUAUGUGCUGUGGCUUCCCUGCCAUAUAAGCCUUUUAGGUUUUAGGGGUUUUUUGAAUCAAAUUCAUGCAAAACUGUAAUACUUGCUUUUAAGUUGAGUACAGCUAGCAGUUUGAAAAGCAGAUGUCAUUAAAAUCCUUCCUAAACUGUCAUUAUGGGCAGAAACUACAUGCAAGGGGACCUGAAAUGAGUAAAGUAUAGGGGAAGCUAAAAUUUGUGAUGGAGCUAUUAAACAUGGGACCAAUUACAAAUCUUGAAUUUUGAAAUUAUUUAGGAGUGACUAAAAAUUAAGAAAGAUUUCCUCUUUUUCCCAUUUUGCUGAUACAGAUAAAAAUGUGUUUGUUAGCAUUACUGCUAUUAAAAUAGUGAAGAACUCCUUUUAGCUGGUGACAUUGUUAGCAGCAAAAUUUCUAGUUGUGUUGAUGACCAAGCAGAAGGCUGUCUGUGAAUUACUCCAAUUCAAGGCAUAAGCAGGUCUCUCUUUGUUGACCUUGGGCUUCAGAUGGCUUUGCACAAAGAGCUGAGUUUAACUCAUGUACAGGAGUGGUGAAGACUCUGCUAAUGAGGAACUUAGAAUUAGUAAGUUUUCAUAAAUACACAAGGCAGUGUUGCCAUACUCACAGAAUUAUUGCUGGCUUCUGCUAGGCUAAAACCAGUGUUGUUAGUAAAAUGAAUGUACUGCAGACCUGCUGCCCUGCAUUGCUCUGUGACUGGAGCCUCUGCACACUGAAUACUUGAUCCUUUCUAAAGAGCCUAGCAUUGUGAGCUUUAAGAAAAGCAUGCGAUACUUGAAGAAAAGGCCAACAUCAAACUUACUGUAUAAAGAUAGAUAGCAGGACUCUAAUUAGACAUUAAUAGAGUCAUAGAAUAUGCUGUGUUGGAAGAGACCCAAGGGGUCAGGAUCAUCAAGCCCAACUCCUGGCCCUGCACAGGACACCCCAAGAAUCACACCGUAUGCCUGAGGGCAUUGUCCAAAAGCUGCUUGAACUCAGAUGGGCUCAGUGACCAUUUCCCUGGGGAGCUUGUUCCAGUGUCCAGUCCCCUCUGGGUGAAAAGCUUCUGCCUGGUAUCCAACCUAAACCUCCCCUGACUCAGCUUCAUGUAAUUUCCUUGAAUCCUGUCACUGGUCAUGAGAGUGAAGAGAUCAGUGUCUGUUCCUCUC